Molecule: messenger RNA, 2183 nt
Organism: Neurospora hispaniola
Lineage: Eukaryota; Fungi; Ascomycota; Sordariomycetes; Sordariales; Sordariaceae
Exons: 4
Coding region: 312-2183 (623 amino acids)
Molecular function (GO): acyl-CoA dehydrogenase activity
Source: RefSeq, a predicted model, not a curated record
CCAGGUUUGGCACCCCGCCUUGUCUCUUCGCUUCCCCAGGUUUUACAUUGGAGGAGGGAGGGACCAGGGUUGUACGAGGACCAUCACCAAAGGGGAACACGUUCGACGUUCAUUGUUCACUAGACCCACGAACCUCGGCUUCUUUCACUAGUCUAAGACACCAAACGAUGCAUAUGGGCAAGCCACUCAGAUGUCUAUUGAAUCACGUCGGCCUGAGCUGGCAUCUAGCUCGGUCGACCAUCAUGGCUUUCUCAUGAAUUCAUCUUGGAGUUGAACAAGCUCGACGAGUUCACUCAAUCACCACGGCCAACAUGGAACCCUCAAGUGCAAACACGGGCUUCAUCCAGCAACAGCCCAUCAUCAAGAACCAGUUUCACGAAGAUGUCAGUCUCCAGCGGAUAGCCAAACUCUACCUCCCCCCUUCCCUUCUCGAGAAAGUCACCCCCGAGAUCUCCCGCCUAGGCGACGCCGUCCUCUCCCAGCAAAUCUUCGACUGGAUCACCGACGCCGAGCGCAACACCCCUUACCUCCGCGGCUCAGGGCGCGACGCCUUCGGCCGCCCCAAACAGGAACUCAUCGUGACCGAAGGCUGGCGCAAGCUACAAGAGUUCGGCUUCGCCAACGGCGUCGUGGCCAUCAACUAUGACAGUAGCUCGCCGUCUAACGGCCCCUACUCGCGGCUGAUCCAGUUCCUCCGCUGCCACCUCUGGGAAGCCUCGUGCGCCAACACCAUGUGUCCGGCCGCGAUGCAGGACGGUGCCGCCCGUUUGCUGCAGCGCCACCUGACCACCCCCCAACUGGCGGCGAACCUAUCUGAAACCGAAAAGAGCGUCUUCCAAAACGCCUACGACCACCUCACUUCGCGCGACCCGGCCUACACCUGGACUUCAGGCCAAUGGAUGACGGAACGCACCGGCGGGUCGGACGUGUCCCAGACCGAAACCGUCGCUACUUAUUCCCCCUUUCCCGCUGGGCGGCAGCCGGUCCCAUUAGCCUGCAAAGAAGAAAACAUGCCCUUGGGUCCUUGGUCCAUCUCAGGCUUCAAGUGGUUCUCCUCCGCCACCGACAGCCAAAUGACCAUUCUCCUCGCCAAGACGCGUCCAGGCAUGGGAGUCUCAGCCUUCUUUGCUCCCAUGCGACGAUGGAAUCCCGAGCUUGUUUCGCCCACAUUCACCGGCGUUACAAACGGCGGCGGCACGGAACUCAACGGGGUGACCAUCUCCCGCCUCAAGAGCAAGUUUGGCACAGUUAGUUUGCCGACUGCCGAACUAGAGCUGAAGGACAUGCGCGGGUGGUUAAUUGGCCAAGAAGGGGAAGGCAUCAAGGAGAUUUCGACGAUUCUGAACAUCACGCGGGUACACACGACCGUUUCGUCAAUGGGAUAUCUAGGGCGCGGCAUAGGUGUCGCCAAAGCGUAUGCGCUCGUCCGCGAAGCUGGCAUUGGAAAGGGCCGUCGAUUACCUCUUUACAAACACCCAUUGCACAUGCGCACGUUGGCUGACUUGACGGCUGAAUAUCACGGGCUGAUGUUACUGACUUUUUAUACUUUCCCCCUCCUCCGCACCCUCUCCUCCCUCCACAAGUCCUUCAUCUGCCACACCACCAUCCCCCUCUCCUUCAGCUGCAUGGAAUCUCUCGGCGGGGUAGGCUACCUCCUCAACUCCGACUCCGAACACCUCAAUCUCUCCCGUCUCUUCCGGGACGCCUGCGUCGGCGCCAUCUGGGAAGGCACGACGGACGUCUUGGCUUCCGAUACUCUUCGGGCGCUCAAACAUCCCUCCGCAGGGGUGAAAGCACUAGAGUGGUUGGUUGAGACGGGACUCGCUUCAAUCAAAAAGGUUUGGGAGGGAUUGAAGAAAAAGUUUCUGGACAAGGGAAAAAAGCAGCAGGAGGAGAAGUUGGUGGCGGAGGCGAGAGGGCUGACGCAUAGGUUGGCGGAGGUGGUGAUUGCGGUUUUGUGGGUGGUUGAUGCGAGGGUGAGGCCGGGGAGGGAGGUGGAGGGUAUGAAGAGGAGGUGGAUGGCUAAACAUGGGUUUGGGCCUCAUAGUGGUGGUGAUGGGGAGGAGGAGGAAGUGAAGGUGGAGGGAGAUGGACUGGAGUUGGAUUUGGCGAUUGUUUAUGGGGAGGGAGGGCCGAAGGGGGUUGUUGAGGGUGGGAGUGUACCUGGGGUUUCGAAACUUUGA